AUUAUGUGAUAGGAUAUCUGGUGAUUGUAAUUUACAUUUGGACAAACAAGAUAUCUCUCUUUAUCGCGAGAGGAGAGGGGUUUAGUUAUGGCGUCUGCUAUUCCUCGAUGCCUUCUUCCAACUCCAACUCCUAAUCGACGAAAGGUGCAUGUUGUUAAAUCAAGUCACCAAAAUGAGAGCUCUGCCUCAGGACAUACAAAUCACUCCUCAAAGGAACUCCCAAUAACAGUUUCCAGGCGUCAUUGUCUCACUUGUUUAAGUUCAACUAUAGUUUUGAUUAAUGAUUAUGCCAGACCUAUUUUUGCACCAAAGGCAACAGCUGUUGAUGGGAUGGAAAGAUCUGGGUGCAGAAAUUGCGGGGGAAGUGGUUCUGUAAUAUGUGAUAUGUGUGGUGGUACAGGAAAAUGGAAAGCUCUAAACAGGAAGCGAGCAAAAGAUGUUUAUGAGUUUACAGAGUGUCCAAAUUGUUACGGUCGAGGAAAACUUGUAUGCCCUGUUUGUUUAGGAACUGGUUUGCCAAACAACAAAGGUCUACUGAGGAGGCCUGACGCACGGAAACUGCUUGAUAAGAUGUAUAAUGGGCGGUUACUUCCAAACUCUUAGAAGUUGUUCGUUUGAGUACAACUGAGGCUUCCUAAUGAUGCUUUUUGGCACAAUUGGAAUGUUCUCCACCUAGUUAACAAAGCCAGUGACUGCAUGGUUUGUUUCAUAUAUUUUUGGUCUGGAUGCAUUCCAAAACAACUCUAAUCAUUGGCUUGGUUAUCGCCUAAUGACUUUCAAGGUUCUGUAUGAACAAGGUUCAUUUAUCAAUGCUACAAUCGUCAUAUUCAUACAGACUGAAUUGACUUCCAAAAAUGCCAUUUUAUUGUAAACAUUGAGCAAAUACUUCCAGCAAGAGUAGCUAUUAAAGCUCCUAUUUAGUUGCCAAGUAAAUCUGUAAAUGUUCACACAACUCGUGUACAUCUAAGGGUUUUAAAUCCUGAUAGAUCUAUAAUUAAUAAGCCGAUUUGAGCUAUUUAUGAAAGUU
This is a messenger RNA of Gastrolobium bilobum, 1027 nucleotides long. RefSeq names its product protein PHOTOSYSTEM I ASSEMBLY 2, chloroplastic. Lineage: Eukaryota; Viridiplantae; Streptophyta; Magnoliopsida; Fabales; Fabaceae. The record is from RefSeq and is a predicted model, not a curated record. The coding region runs from base 88 to 603 and encodes 171 amino acids. The transcript is spliced from 6 exons.